CGCAGUGGCAACGGAGAGAGCUGAAGCUCAGGAAAUCAGAACAGGAACACAAUGUCCUUCCCCGGAGUCACUAACUGGUGCUCUAUGCUCCCUUGGAUUAGCCUUCUUAUUCAAAUUGCCAACUGCUCGCUGGCUAAUCCUACGCCCAAUCCCGCGCAGCUGCCAACGCCACACACUUUCCGCUUCCAGAAUCCGCUGCAGUGCCUCAAGAACGAGUUCUACAACCUCAACCUAUUCGACUGUGUGCCCUGCAACGAGGUCGUACCUGGAGACGGGGGUUUGGGAAAACUGCAGCCCGACAAAUUUUCUUGCAAGUGUCCGAUUGGCCACCUAUCCAUCUAUGAGCGCGGCAAGACUUGGCCCACCUGCGACGAGAUUUGCACCCCGGACAGGAACGACAACUGCACCUCGGUGUGGCUUCCGCAGCCACGUCCCUCCUCCCAAUGCAGUUAUCGGUAUCUCAACUCAACGUCGGUCUUUGCCAACCAGUUGCCGGUGCAUCCGCUUAUUUCCGGGAUUAUCCUGACCAGGACCAAUCCGUCGAACAGUGGGGGCGAUUGCCAUUCCUGCGAGUUGGGUCACAAUUUCCGGUACCAGGACUUCUGCCUGGCCAGUACCCUGCUCCGGCCGUAUCUGCACUACAACGCCUUCUGGCAGGCCACCACCAACGCCAGACCGGAUUCGGGGUCACCCAGCCACUUUGGUGACCUCAAGUUCGUGGCCUUCUUCUGCCUCACCCUGCGGAACGACACGGCCUGCCAGCAACUGGCCAAUCUCUGCGUGCUCUCGCACUUUUCGCUGGAAAAGCACUCGCCCUGCAGCGCCUUCCUGCUCACCCAGGUCUCGGAUGUGGUGAUGAAGUAUGCCCACUCCGGCGAGCAGGUGCGCUCCCUGCAGCCCUUCCUCUUCUACAAGAAGGGUCGCUCCACCAAGGAGUUGCUCUCGAAGACGCUCCAGAUGACGGAUCGCCAGGAGCUCCGGCUGUUCAGCACGACCUUUGGCCUGGAUGGAGGACUCAAGCGGUGGGGUGCCUUUCACCCGGAGAUGCUCAACAUGUGCCCGCAGGCAGCUCCAAAUCUGCGAGUGGCUCUGCCCAAGCAGGAGUCGCAGGUCUCCUGUCAACUAGCCCUGGACCGGCUCAUUGAUCUGGCCAACCAGAGGGCCAACGAUGAGUUCCUCACCGUUUACCUCAACUUCAGCAGCAACUGGCAGUUCCUGCUUCACCAGCUGCCCGUGCUCAUCGAGAACCUAACGCCGGAGAAUCAGAGAUCCCAGCCGGAGGAGUGGCAGCUGGUGAAGCGGUUCCAGCUCAUCUCGGCCGCUCCGCGGGACAAUCGCCUCCACCAGACAUUGCCGCGCUACGAGGAUGGCCACAAGCUGCAGCUGUACUACUCAUUGCGCUAUGCGGAGGACAUAGAGCUGCACUACACCCUGGACAGGGAUCAGCCCGAUAGGGUGGGUCUGCCGCUCAUCCGCCUGCGUUACCGUCACAUUGAGAUGGGAUCGGGAAAUGCCUCGCUAAGCCAGCUGUAUCCGUUCCGCUUGAGGAUUAGCUACGAGCAAGUGAAACGAGGAUGGGACCGGUUGGUUCUGGAGGUGGCGAUGCCCCUGCUCCUGUUGCUGGCGCUCGCAGCGGCCGUCUUCCGGCUCCAGAAUCUGCGGAGGAGAAGAAAGACGGAUCUGUGCCAGUUAAGCAGCCUAAUGGAGCUCCUGCUGCAGCUGGCCGGGAGUGUGGCCUACGCUCUACUGGCCACGGCCCUGCUGCUUCUGCUGCUGCAGGCCUCCAGUCCACGCCUGCUGAAGCUACUGCUCUAUCCCGCCAGUGGGCUGCAGUUGCUCUUCCUGGCCGCCCAGCUGUGGCGCUCCAGCCAGCUGGAACUGUUCCUCAUCGACUGGGAGCGGCCGCGGAGCAGCUGCGAGGGCCAGCGCCUGAACCUGGACAGCUCCUCGCUGUGCUCCAGUGUGCGCACCUUUGUCGCCGAGAGCAGCGUCUCCGCCUGGCGGGUGCUCUUCACGGCCAAUGCCUGGAUUCGCCUGAGUGUGAGCCAGAGGUACUCCACCUUGGGUCAGGUGUUUGUGCUCAUCGCUGGCUAUCAGUUGCUGGAGCGGUUUACCGGCGAUCUUGGCCUGCGCUGCUGCUUGAUAGCCGCCCUUUACCUGCUCACCUAUCUGCUUCAGUUGAUAGGCCACCGCCUGCUUGUGGCCAAUCCCCUGCAGAAGUUCAUCGACCUCUGCAGUCUGGCCAACAUCUCGCUGUUCUCGCUGACGGAGCCCGGCUUUGGCUACUACAUUCACGGCCGAUCCCCACACGGCUUUGCCGACACGGACAUGUCCUCGAUGAUACUGCAGCUCCAGAGGACCCAGACCAUGUCGGGGCGACGGGGAUUGCUAAUGGACUCGGACAAGCAGGCCUACAUCAUCCUGCCGCCCAGGAAUCUUCACAUCUACCUGGAGCGGCUGCUGCUGCCCUUCCAGCGAAGCCUCACCGGCAGCCUGUCGCAGACCCUUCUCUACCAGAAGGACAUCGUCCCCAGCAUCGAUGGCCAGAUGGAGCGCACCUCCAUUGCAUAUGCCAGUGUCAAUCGAUUCUUCUGCGCCUUCAUCGAUCAUGCCAUCAAGGACAUGGACUAUAUAAUCAAAGAGAAGUCCUUUGUGGAGCAACUGCUUAACUGCGAAAUCGACAACUACAUUACGGAAAACAAGGGUACCUUUUAUAUCGACGAUUCGUUUGGCUUCUCCCGCGUUCUCCUGUUGGGAAACCAUUUGCACAUCUUUGUGCUGGAGCUGCUCCUGCUGCUGUCGAUUUUCCUGAUGACCUCGAACCUGUUGAUUGCAGCUGCUGCAGCUUGUGUGUUUAAUAUUUUGCUCCGCCAAGUGUUUCGCCAUUGGGUGCGUCGCAAUGUCUCCCGUAAAACACUCAUCGACGAAAGAUUCCUCUUGUAGCCACAAGGCGA
This is a messenger RNA of Drosophila elegans, 2954 nucleotides long. RefSeq names its product meckelin. Gene Ontology annotation, biological process: cilium assembly. The transcript is spliced from 7 exons. Bases 52 to 2943 code for a protein of 963 amino acids. Gene Ontology annotation, cellular component: ciliary transition zone; MKS complex. NCBI's taxonomy places the organism in Eukaryota, Metazoa, Arthropoda, Insecta, Diptera, Drosophilidae. The record is from RefSeq and is a predicted model, not a curated record.